Aegilops tauschii subsp. strangulata is the source of this 1924-nucleotide messenger RNA. RefSeq lists its product as uncharacterized. Gene Ontology annotation, molecular function: protein binding. The record is from RefSeq and is a predicted model, not a curated record. Lineage: Eukaryota; Viridiplantae; Streptophyta; Magnoliopsida; Poales; Poaceae.
CGCAGAGAGAAAGCCCGCGGUUUCUUUUCGCGGCCACACCCUGCUGUUUCAUUUUGGCAGGAAAAUCUGUCGAACUCGAACCCUAACCAGGCGGCGCCAUGGACAAGUUCCUCGUCGCGGCGCCGCCUUCCGCCGACGAGGGCCCCGAAGCGCCACGACCGCCGCCUCGGAGGUGGCACCGGUGGAGCCGUAUCGCCGUGGAGCUGGACGGCCACAUCGACGCCAGGUUUCGACAUCGGGAAUCCCGCCGUCUCCUCGAUUCCCUUGCCGAGAUUAGGACCUUCGAACACAAGUACUACACGCAUGGCGAGGAACGGUGCACGACAUAUGUGAAUCGCAUGAUUAAUGCUUCAACAUUUGCUGGGUGUUACCAUUCAGCUAGGGAGGGGGUUUCGGCAAUGGAAUUCGAUAAAAAGGGAAUAUACCUCGCAUCAGUGACAAACUCAGGAUGUUUAACAGUGCAUGACUUUGAGACCUUAUACUGCUCCUUGUAUGGCCCAUUAUGUCGUAUACCAGAUGACUCAUCAAACUAUGUGCUCCAUAUAUCAAACUCAAUGCCUCUAUGUGCUGUCCGAUGGAAUCCAGGAAAUCAAGACGAGAUUGUUUGCUCAUCUAGCCAAACUGACAAAGUUUUACUGUUUGACAUUGGGUACGUCUCAUCUGCUCCGACUGAAGUUUUACAGAAAGGGAUGACCAAAUUUCAUGGUUUCUGCUCGGAAUCCCGGAAGGGUUUGACUGAUCUAGCUUUUACUCCAGACGACAAGUCACGGCUAUUUGCUUCUGGACUUGAUGGUGCAGUCUACAUGUGGGACAGGCGGCUAAGUAAGACACACUGUGUUGAGCUUACAGCACUCCUAGAAUCUCAGUUUACCAGUGUCAAGCUAAAUAUGGAUAAUCGGACAGUGUUUGGUGCAACUAGAAAUGGGACCAUUCAUGUUUGGGAUACACGUGGAGGGAGGGCAUCAGCUGCUUUUCAAAGUCAUAAUGAGGUUCAACCUUUGUCAUCAGUGAAGAUAUCAACGUUGUUGGGAAAAAUUGCAUCGCUGAAGGAACAAUCAAACAUUGUUUCAAGUGAAAUUCUGUCGAUAGACUUUAACCCUAGUUGCUCAUAUCAGUUAGCCUUCCAUCUUGAUGAUGGGUGGUCUGGAGUCCUGAAUGUCAACACUUUCAGUGUUAGUCAUCUGCACUGCCCUCCUCCUGCUUGGUUGGAGGGCGUGGACUCUGUGUUGCAUAAGCGGAAAGCCACCUGGCUGUCGACAUCUUCAAUUUAUGCAGUCGGAUCUUCCUCCAAUAAUGGAAUAUAUGCACUGGAUUUUCAUCCAGAUACAAGCUCCACAUGCCAUGUGGACUACAAUGAGGAAACAAAAGGCUCCGAGGAAAAUCAACCUGCAGAAAACAAGUUUAUUCCCUUAUCCGAAAGGGUGCUUUCCUGUGCAGCCCAUCCACUCAGUCAUGACAUAAUUUGUGGUACCGAGUUCUCGUCGUUGCUCAUGGUAUCACAAAAGUAUGAGACCGUCAGAGAUCCAGAGUAGGGCCCGAGCACAUCAGGAGCUUCCUCCAAGCACAAGCAAUAUCCUCGAUCGAUUGCGGCAUUAUUAUCUCAUGGACGCCCUGCACAUAAGAAGGAUGUGUGCAGCAUGGGACUUUGUUGAAUUUGGCUGGCAGGUCGCUUUAGCUGGGGAAGCUGUGUGGUUGGUCACAAGAUUCAGCUUGCGGCCAGAAGACCAAUGGACAUGGUCGUUGCACUUGAUCUUUCAAGUGUUGGCCUUCAAGGCAUGCUUAUGGGGGCGAGGAGGAUUGUUCACUUGUAAUUACUGUUUCAUCUUUAGCCGUCCGAUCCGAUGGUUUUUAGAAAGUGCUGUCAUCUGUAUAUGCCGUGCUCUGUACAUGAACUGUUUGGAAUCAGUUUGAUUUGUGUUGUGUA